AUGGCCAGCUCCAUGGACUACGCCUUCCCAGCUGGAGAUGAAAGCGACGCCAGUAAUGACGAGUGGGACAUUGGGUGUAUUCCGGAUAAAAAAUCUUCUGGCAUCGAGGAACGUGAUGCACCUGUACCACAUGCAACAGGCAGCGUGUCAAUGUUGAAACAAGCCAUCAGUAAAGGAGACAUUGCCACUGUUGAACAGCUGCUGGACAAUGGUAUGGAUGUGGAGACCAGAGUUGGGUUUGAAUGGACUCCUCUGAUGGCUGCUGUCAGUGUUGCUAACUACGACUUGGCCAAACUGCUACUGGACAGAGGAGCCAGUGCCAGUUUCAGCAAAGAUCACUUCACAGUGCUCAUGGCCAGCUGCACGGCGUCUGCCAGCGAAGACAAAAUUGCACGUUGUGUGGAGCUUCUGCUGUCCAGAAAUGCUGAUCCCAACAUGGUGGACAGGUCUCAGAUGACCUGCUUGAUACUGGCAGCCAGGGAUGGCUACAGUAAGAUCAUCAACAUACUGGUGUCCCACAGGGCAGAUAUCAACGCUCAGGAUAGCAACGGAUACACAGCUUUGUCUGUAGCAGUACAGUAUGGCAGAGAGGAGGCAGUGCUAAAGCUCCUGCAGCUUGGAGCAGACAAAACCAUAAGGACAAAGGCCAGCAAGAGCCCUGCCGACCUGGCUGAGAUUUUCAAACACACACAGAUAGCCAGGAUCCUGGCAUCUUCAUCUCAUAUUUCUACUACCAAGUUCUUAAAGUCUAACUCUGAAACUCCACCUUCCAAGGAAAGUGUAACGAAGCUUUUUGACCUGGAGCUUCUCUUACACGGCCUUGAUCUUGGCUACCUCAUGGACGUCAUGACUGAAAAUGACAUCACCUGGAGCUACCUGUUGACCAUGGAGAAGGAGGACCUUGAGAAGAUUGGUAUCACAGACCCAGAGGACCAGCAGAAGUUGUUGAGUGCUGUGCAGCAGAUGCACCCGGACGAAGUAGACACAUUCAGCCUGCUGGAAGCCGCAGACAGUGGCAGUGAGGAGCUGCAAAACUUCAUGAUAAGUGUGAGUCAGCAGUGCUGCUACCUGACGGAAAUGAUUCAGGACGCCAUCAGCCGUUUCCCCCGGCAGCCUUCUCAGUUGGUCUUCUCAUUGGACCCAAACAAAGACGCUCAGGGCAUCUGCAACCAGCUAGUGCUCCAGAAUAAGGACCUGCAGAAAGAAAUCAUCUGCCUCCGCAAUCUGCUAUGUCAGGUGGAUAAAGAUGGAGAUUGCAGUCAGCUUCCUCAACCCUGUUCCCACAACAACAGGAGGAUGUGGUCCCGGACCAGGGUUUUUCUGAGUGCACUUGGAGUCACCUUCCUGCUGCUUCUCUACAAAACUGCCCCGGGCAAGGUUUACCUGCACUUGAGCAGGAAUGUCUUCUCAUGA
Stegastes partitus (bicolor damselfish) is the source of this 1413-nucleotide messenger RNA. It is a transcript of the gene asz1, whose product is annotated as ankyrin repeat, SAM and basic leucine zipper domain containing 1. The record is from RefSeq and is a predicted model, not a curated record. Bases 1 to 1413 code for a protein of 470 amino acids. The transcript has 13 exons. Gene Ontology annotation, cellular component: pi-body. Lineage: Eukaryota; Metazoa; Chordata; Actinopteri; Pomacentridae. Gene Ontology annotation, molecular function: protein binding.